UUAGUCAAUGAUACUAAUCAAUAAUUCAUUCAUUAAUAAUUCUUCAAAUUCAUCAAGUCCUCUCUGCAAAAAUGUGUCCUCUUAGUAUCAAUGACUUGCACAGGAUUUUUGUUAAGCUUGUCAAGAAUCAUGAUGGUAUUUUAAGCAUAGACGACCUCAACUGGCUUCUCGAGAGAAUCGGAGUUUAUUUCGGCCUAAAAGAGCUCGAGGAUUUGGUAGGGAAGUCAAGCCUAAAUUUCGACGAGUUUUUGAUAUUUUACGACUCGAUCACUAAGCAAAAAGAUGACGACGAUGAUUAUAGUAAUGAAAUCGUGACGGUGGCGAAGGACGAAGAGGAAGAAAAUAAGGAAGAACUGGAGGAUCUAGAUAAAGCGUUUAAAGUGUUUGAUAUGAAUGGAGAUGGCUUCAUUUCUAGUGAAGAGCUUCAAAUUGUAUUGGAAAGACUUGGAUUGUGGGAUGAGAUCAACGGGAAAGAUUGUAGAAUUAUGAUUUGUGCAUUCGAUACUAACUUUGAUGGCCUUCUUGAUUUUCAAGAAUUCAAAAACAUGAUGUUGCAUACUACUUCUUGAAUUCAUUUUCAUUCUUCAAGGCCUUGUAAUUAUUAGUUUUUUUUUUGUUAAAAGCAGCGAGAGAGCUAUAUUGUAUGGAAACUUCCGAGUUCCAUAUGUUCCAGCGCUUCGAUUCCAUUUUUAGAAAUAUUUCUAAACUCUAAAGUUCUAUAUUUAUAAUUAAUUCUUGUAAAAGGUAUUAUGUUGCCA
Molecule: messenger RNA, 758 nt
Organism: Mercurialis annua (annual mercury)
Lineage: Eukaryota; Viridiplantae; Streptophyta; Magnoliopsida; Malpighiales; Euphorbiaceae
Product: probable calcium-binding protein CML44
Exons: 1
Coding region: 72-569 (165 amino acids)
Molecular function (GO): calcium ion binding
Source: RefSeq, a predicted model, not a curated record